CUGUGGGGCUGCAGCUGGAGACCGCGGAGCGUUGGAAAUGACGCUCGGAGCUUUAAUUACUGCAGCCGCCGGACAAGUGUGAGGAAAGCUGACAGGAAAAAGAAGGACGGGAUCCGGGGAGCAGCGAGAAGCUCCCCCCGCCCCGCUCCCCUCCCGAUUUGGACUGAAGGUGCAAGGAAACUGAAGAAGGAGCCCAACAUAGCCCUGCUGCGGGGAGAGGCCGGAAACCUACCGCCUCUUUGCAAUCAACUUUUUUUGGAAACCUUUCUCCCCCCCUUCCUUUUUUAUUGUUGACCAACCAGUGAGAGAGAGAGAAAGUGAGGAGGGAGCGAGCAAGCCGAGGCUCACGCGGGGAAAUAGCUGCACAGUCCGGCCCGGAGCGCCACGCGCACACACCGAGCGCACUCCCACGCGCGCACACACGCCCCCUCCUCGGGCCCCGGCCCUGGACCUGCCGGCGCGGACUCGGUCGCCCGCCCUGGGAGUCGCUACACCGCGCGCGCUGCGCCCGCCCCCCCCUCGCGCCCCCACGCGCGCCCGGCUGUGGGAUCUCCUCCGCGUGCCCGAAAGGGGGAUAUGCCAUUUGGACAUGUAACUGUCAGCACGGGAUUUGAGACUUCCAAAAAAUGAAGCCGGCGACGGGACUUAGGGUCUGGGUGAGCCUUCUGGUGGUGGCGGGGACCGUCCAGCGCAGCACUUCGCAGUCAGUGUGUGCAGGAACAGAAAAUAAACUGAGCUCUCUCUCUGACCUGGAACAGCAGUACCGAGCCUUGCGCAAGUACUAUGAAAACUGUGAGGUCGUCAUGGGCAACCUGGAAAUAACCAGCAUUGAGCACAACCGGGACCUCUCUUUCCUGCGGUCUGUUCGAGAAGUCACAGGCUACGUGUUAGUGGCUCUUAAUCAGUUUCGUUACCUGCCUCUGGAGAAUUUACGCAUUAUUCGUGGGACAAAACUUUAUGAGGACCGAUAUGCCUUGGCAAUAUUUUUAAACUACAGAAAAGAUGGAAACUUUGGACUUCAGGAACUUGGAUUAAAGAACUUGACAGAAAUUCUAAACGGUGGAGUCUAUGUAGACCAGAACAAAUUCCUUUGUUAUGCAGACACCAUUCAUUGGCAAGAUAUUGUUCGGAAUCCAUGGCCUUCCAACUUGACUCUUGUGUCAACAAAUGGUAGUUCAGGAUGUGGACGUUGCCAUAAGUCCUGUACUGGCCGUUGCUGGGGACCCACAGAAAAUCAUUGCCAGACUUUGACAAGGACAGUGUGUGCAGAACAAUGUGACGGCAGAUGCUAUGGACCCUACGUCAGUGACUGCUGCCAUCGAGAAUGUGCUGGAGGAUGCUCAGGACCUAAGGACACAGACUGUUUCGCCUGCAUGAAUUUCAAUGACAGUGGAGCAUGUGUUACUCAGUGUCCCCAGACCUUUGUCUACAAUCCAACCACCUUUCAACUGGAGCACAAUUUCAAUGCAAAGUACACGUAUGGAGCAUUCUGUGUCAAGAAAUGUCCACAUAACUUUGUGGUGGAUUCCAGUUCUUGUGUGCGUGCCUGCCCUAGCUCCAAGAUGGAAGUAGAAGAAAAUGGGAUUAAAAUGUGUAAACCUUGCACUGAUAUUUGCCCAAAAGCUUGUGAUGGCAUUGGCACAGGAUCACUGAUGUCAGCUCAGACUGUGGAUUCCAGUAACAUUGACAAAUUCAUAAACUGUACCAAGAUCAAUGGGAAUUUGAUAUUUUUAGUCACUGGUAUACAUGGGGACCCUUACAAUGCAAUUGAAGCCAUAGACCCAGAGAAACUGAAUGUCUUUCGGACAGUCAGAGAGAUAACAGGUUUCUUGAACAUACAGUCAUGGCCCCCAAACAUGACUGACUUCAGUGUUUUUUCUAACCUGGUGACCAUUGGUGGAAGAGUACUCUAUAGUGGCCUCUCCUUGCUUAUCCUCAAGCAACAGGGCAUCACCUCUCUACAGUUCCAGUCUCUGAAGGAAAUCAGCGCAGGAAACAUCUAUAUUACAGACAACAGCAACCUAUGUUAUUAUCAUACCAUUAACUGGACAACACUCUUCAGCACAAUCAACCAAAGAAUAGUAAUCCGGGACAAUAGAAAAGCUGAAAACUGUACUGCCGAAGGAAUGGUGUGCAACCAUCUGUGUUCAAGUGAUGGCUGCUGGGGACCUGGGCCAGACCAAUGCCUGUCGUGUCGUCGCUUCAGUAGAGGAAGGAUCUGCAUAGAGUCUUGUAACCUCUAUGACGGUGAAUUUCGGGAGUUUGAGAAUGGCUCCAUCUGUGUGGAGUGUGACCCCCAGUGUGAGAAGAUGGAAGAUGGCCUCCUCACAUGCCAUGGACCGGGUCCUGACAACUGUACAAAGUGCUCGCAUUUUAAAGAUGGCCCAAACUGUGUGGAAAAAUGUCCAGAUGGCUUACAGGGGGCAAACAGUUUCAUUUUCAAGUAUGCUGAUCCAGAUCGGGAGUGUCACCCAUGCCAUCCAAACUGCACACAAGGGUGCAUAGGCUCAAGUAUUGAAGACUGCAUUGGCCUGAUGGAUAGAACUCCCCUGAUUGCAGCUGGAGUAAUUGGUGGGCUCUUCAUUCUGGUCAUUGUGGGUCUGACAUUUGCUGUUUAUGUUAGAAGGAAGAGCAUCAAAAAGAAAAGAGCCUUGAGAAGAUUCUUGGAAACAGAGUUGGUAGAACCUUUAACUCCCAGUGGCACAGCACCCAAUCAAGCACAACUUCGUAUUUUGAAAGAAACGGAGCUGAAGAGGGUAAAAGUCCUUGGCUCAGGUGCUUUUGGAACAGUGUAUAAAGGUAUUUGGGUACCUGAAGGAGAAACUGUGAAGAUUCCUGUGGCUAUUAAGAUUCUUAAUGAGACAACUGGUCCCAAGGCAAAUGUGGAGUUCAUGGAUGAAGCUCUGAUCAUGGCAAGUAUGGAUCAUCCACACCUAGUUCGGUUGUUGGGUGUGUGUCUAAGCCCAACCAUCCAGCUGGUUACUCAGCUUAUGCCCCAUGGCUGCCUGUUGGAGUAUGUUCAUGAGCACAAGGAUAACAUUGGAUCACAACUGCUGCUUAACUGGUGUGUCCAGAUAGCUAAGGGAAUGAUGUACCUGGAAGAAAGACGGCUUGUUCAUCGGGAUUUGGCAGCCCGCAAUGUCUUAGUGAAAUCUCCAAACCAUGUGAAAAUCACAGAUUUUGGACUAGCCAGACUCUUAGAAGGAGAUGAAAAAGAGUACAAUGCUGAUGGAGGAAAGAUGCCAAUUAAAUGGAUGGCUCUGGAGUGUAUACAUUACAGGAAAUUCACCCAUCAGAGUGACGUUUGGAGCUAUGGAGUUACUAUAUGGGAACUGAUGACUUUUGGAGGAAAACCCUAUGAUGGAAUUCCAACUCGAGAAAUCCCUGAUUUAUUAGAGAAAGGAGAACGUUUGCCUCAACCUCCCAUCUGCACUAUUGAUGUUUACAUGGUCAUGGUAAAAUGUUGGAUGAUUGAUGCUGACAGUAGACCUAAAUUUAAGGAACUGGCUGCUGAGUUUUCAAGGAUGGCUCGAGACCCUCAAAGAUACCUAGUUAUUCAGGGUGAUGAUCGUAUGAAGCUUCCCAGUCCAAAUGACAGCAAGUUCUUUCAGAAUCUCUUGGAUGAAGAAGAUUUGGAAGAUAUGAUGGAUGCUGAGGAGUACUUGGUCCCUCAGGCUUUCAACAUCCCACCUCCCAUUUAUACUUCCAGAGCAAGAAUCGACUCAAAUAGGAGUGAAAUUGGACACAGCCCUCCUCCUGCCUACACCCCCAUGUCAGGAAACCAGUUUGUAUACCGAGAUGGAGGUUUUGCUGCAGAACAAGGAGUGUCUGUGCCCUACAGAGCCCCAACUAGCACAAUUCCAGAAGCUCCUGUUGCACAGGGUGCUACGGCUGAGAUUUUUGAUGACUCCUGCUGUAAUGGCACCCUACGCAAGCCAGUGGCACCCCAUGUCCAAGAGGACAGUAGCACCCAGAGGUACAGUGCUGACCCCACCGUGUUUGCCCCAGAACGGAGCCCACGAGGAGAGCUGGAUGAGGAAGGUUACAUGACUCCUAUGCGAGACAAAGCCAAACAAGAAUACCUGAAUCCAGUGGAGGAGAACCCUUUUGUUUCUCGGAGAAAAAAUGGAGACCUUCAAGCAUUGGAUAAUCCCGAAUAUCACAAUGCAUCCAGUGGUCCACCCAAGGCUGAGGAUGAGUAUGUGAAUGAGCCACUGUACCUCAACACCUUUGCCAACGCCUUGGGAAAAGCUGAGUACCUGAAGAACAAUGUACUGUCUGUGCCAGAGAAGGCCAAGAAAGCAUUUGACAACCCUGACUACUGGAACCACAGCCUGCCACCUCGGAGCACCCUCCAGCACCCAGACUACCUGCAGGAGUACAGCACAAAAUAUUUUUAUAAACAGAAUGGGCGGAUCCGGCCUAUUGUGGCAGAGAAUCCUGAAUACCUCUCUGAGUUCUCCCUGAAGCCAGGCACUGUGCUGCCACCUCCACCUUACAGACACCGGAAUACUGUGGUGUAAGCUCAGUUGUUAUUUUUAGGUGGAGACACACACACGCUCCAGUUUCCCCACCCCCCUCUCUUUCUCUGGUGGUCUUUCUUCUACUCCAAGGCCAGUAGUUUUGACACUUCCCAGUGGAAGAUAUAGAGAUGCAAUGAUAGUUAUGUGCUUAUCUAUCUUGAACAUUAGAGGGAAAGACUGAAAGAGAAAGACAGGAGGAGUCACAGUGUUUCUUCAUUUCUCUGCAUGGGUUGGUCAGGAGAAUGAAACAGCUAGAGAAGGACCAGAAAAUAUAAGGCAAUACCGCCUACUAUCAAACUAGCUGUCACUUCUUUUUUCUUGUUUCUUUUUUUUUUUUUAAGCAGAUGGUUGAAAUACCCAUGUUAUCCGUUCCUAUCUGCAGGAACUGAUGUGUACAUACUGAGCAUCCCUGAAAAUCAUAAUAAAGUGUUCAUUAGAACAAAAAAAUAACAUUUUCUAUAGCAUAUGAUAAUGUCGGAGAUGGAGAAACCAGUUUCUUUCUCCAACAGUUUCUGUUCUAGCAAGUAAGAGUGGCCAACCCAGCUUAUAAUUUAAAAAUCUUCAAAGAUAUAACUAGUAAUUAUGUUUUGAAGGCUUUUUGUUUUGUUUUGUUUUGUUUCCAUUUUGUUUUGCUAUGAUCAAUUCUUUUAUAUAGUUGCUCCCCUAUUUUUGGCUUUAAUUUCUAAUUGCAAAGAUGUUUACAUCAAAGCUUCUUCACAGAAUUUAAGCAAGAAAUAUUUUAAUAUGGUAAAAUGGCCACUAUUUUAAGUAUACGAUUUUUAAAAUAAGAAAGGGAGGCUAAUAUUUUUUUAUUUUAGCUUUCAUUUUUCAUGCUAUCAAAUUAUCUUCACCCUCAUCCUUUACAUUUUUCAACAUUUUUUUCCUCCAUACAUGACAGUACUUGAUAAGCAGUUGGUUGUGUGAAGUAUAGAAGGGAAACUAAGAGACAGUUCUGUGUAGUUCAAGAAAACUACUGAUAAUUUCAGGGGUGGUCCAAUGAGGGAAUCUAUUGAACUAGAAGAAACACACUGGAUUGGGUAUGUCUACUUGGCAAAUACUCAGAAAUGUAGUUUGCACUUAAGCUGUAAUUUUAUUUGUUCUUUUUCUGAACUCUGUUUUGGAUUUUGAAUCAAGCAAUAUGGAAGCAACCAGCAAAUUAACUAAUUUAAGUACAUUUUUUAAAAAAGAGCUAAGAUAAAGACUGUGGAAAUGCCAAACCAAGCAAAUUAGGAACCUUGCAACGGUAUCCAGGGACUAUGAUGAGAGGCCAGCACAUUAUCUCCAUAUGGCAUCACCUUUGCUACGCAAGGAAAUUUGUUCAGUUCGUAUACUUCAUAAGAAGGAAUGCGAGUAAGGAUUGGCUUGAAUUCCAUGGAAUUUCUAGUAUGAAACUCUAUUUAUAUGAAGAAGAAAGAAACUCUUUGCACAUAAAUUGGUAUGAUAAAAAGAAAAACACAAACAUUCAAGGCUUAUGGAUAGGUUCUUGGGUCAAAAGUUGUAAAUAAAUGUGAAAAAUCUUCUCAUGCAAUUAUUUUAUUAUCCAACACAUGAAUCUUUUGAUACUUUAUAUAAUUCAUUUUCUUCAUGUACUGCAUCUAGUACUAAAACCAUAUUUAUUAUGUAUCAUUUUGAAAGAAUAGCUGAGGAGAUGAAGGAUGGGAACAAAUGACAGGAAUGAGUCUCCAGGUAAAUGGGACCUCAUAUCAAUAAUUAGGAAACUUAGAUAUAAAUCCCCCUUUUCUGAAAAUUCUACCCCAACUCAUUUAGACUUUUAAAAAAUAUUUCUUUCUAAUGUUAAAAUCUCGGGACCAAAUUAGAGUCAAUAGUGUAAGAUUAAUUAAUUAGAGUAAAAAUAUUUAUUAAAGUGGAGCGUUUAGAGAAAAAAAAUCCGAAGAUAUUUGUGUUUUUUCCUAUUCUGAACAAGUGAAUCAGUCCAUCCAUCCAUCCAAAACUCAUUUAUCCAACUGUCUACUAAAAGCACCAUGUUUUGUGUGAAACACCCAGAUAAAUGGAAUCUCAUCCCCAACUUCAAAAUUGUAUCAUCUAGGAGAUUUAAUUAGAGUGACAUUUUAAUUUUUCUGUGAGUUCAAAGAAUCAGAUGGCAUGGUCUCUUUUGGGAAUGGCUGUCGUAUAAUCAGUUGUUCAGUAAAGUAUCUCCUUUGAACUCAUUUGGGAAAUAAGUUAAACAUCCUUCAAAUUGUUGAAGUGGACAAAUAUGAUAAUUUCAAUAUUAUUAUUCAAACAUAAGCUGGUCUAGAAGAAUGUUACAUCACUGGCUAAUUAGCCUAUAUAGAUUCUAACUUUGCCAUUAAACCAAAAGCAGAUGGUGGUCCUUGGCCAAGGAUGUUGGAGACAUUGAAAUUGGUUUUCUUCUAAGCUGUAAAAACUGAGGCAAGCUGAAAAAGUAUGGUAGAGCAGGGGAGGGGUUUGUGAGAUCCCUUCUAGUGAAGUUCAUCCUCAAACUUUUCAGAGUUAAAGACACAGAGUAAUUCAGGAGCCACAACCUAACAGCUCAGAGCUCUCCUAUCCAUUCAGAGAAGUCUCUAAGAAAAGUGAUUUCAUAUCAGUUCUUAUGAAAAAUUGAAUAUAAGCCUCCCUUUCUAAAUAAAUCUACAGCAAGUCAUCAUAGCCUCCUUUGUGGAUACUAUAACUUGAUUUUUUUUUUUCUGACUUACAAUGUGCAUAUGGUUUCUACUGGGAUAUAGAAAGCAGAAUAACUUACUUUGGAGAAGGAAGAAAAUAGUUAACUUUUAACUGUUAAGGUAAAAAAAAUAUAUAUUUAGUGAAUGUAGUCUCUUUUCUCCUAAGAACACAAGACUUCUACAUGUCAGGUAAUACCUAGAGAUGGAUGCAGGCAUAAUCCAAAAUGACCCAAAUUCUACAAUAGCGCCAUUUUAUAUUCCUUUUGAAUGAUUUCUGCAGUAUGUAAUUGACUUCAGUUGUUUGAGGGUUUUUGUUUUUAUUUUUGUCCCCCCUGGAAAAACAUAUUUCAGAGUGUGGAAGAGGGAGGAAAAAAGUUUCAUUCAUUCCAGAGAAAAACUUAUUUAGCCCAGUAGGGUAGAAUUUUUAAAUGUCACUUAAAGUCUUCAAAGUGCUUUGGGAGAUAUCAGAUUCCAGAGGCCAGUUGUAGCAAUUGAAAUAUGCAGAAUCAAUUAUAUAAAUUUGAGGAAAUUAGUAUUAAAAUUACAAUGACUAUAUUUUUUAUAUCACCCAACUUUGUAGAGUAUACCUAUUUUGGGCAAUCCUAUUUUCAGGCAAGGCAAAACUUUGCAGCUAAAUGAUUGCCGAAAGAAAGUUGUACCUAAACAGGUGAGGAAAGAUGGCCUCUGAACUAGGGUAGAUCCAGAAUCACAAAUCAUCUGCACCACAAAAGGUGUUAGACUACCAAGCAGCUCUUGGUUUUCUGCAUCGUAUUAGUAGCACAGCUUAAGAUGAGAAUCCUUCCUCCAAUAACAUGCUUAAAAUAGCAUGAAAAACAAUGCAAAACUCAAAUUUCUAUUAAAACGCACAAACUAAAAUCAAGUGUGUGUGUGUGUGUGUGUGUGUGUUUUUUUUUUUGUAGAUUAGGAAGAACUGAAUAUCUAAUUUAAGAGAAGAAAUAGUGUUCUUCUAAGUGUUAUAGUAUGUAAACUAGUACCUUCUAAAGGAAAGACAUGGCAUGAAGAUUGUGCAUAUUUACAAUGCUAAGGAAAAAUUGAGAGAAAAGAACUAUGAGGCUCUGCUGCUAGAUGAAGAUGGAAGUACUAUUAGUGUGCUUCUUAAAGAGUCAAACAUGAAAAGGAAAUUAAAAUUGUUUAAGCCUGACAGGGAAGGAUGUAAAUACAAGUUUUUCUAGAGCUAUCUAACAUUUUCAAAACUGGAGUUAUCCAUCCAUUUGUAAUUGUUGAUAAUUUAGUAUAUGUAAUUCAUAAGGUAAUAGAAAAGGUGAUCAUGAAAGCAUGUAUAUAACUGGACAGAACCAUGAUAAUGCUAUAAGAUGUAGAUUUAGUUAGGUUAUCAGAUGUUAAAUGAUUUUAUUAUUAAAUAAAUCAAACUAGAAAACUAACCACAAGUAUAACAAAGUUAAAUGCAGGAUAUAAAAAUGUAGAAUGGAUUUUGCCUAGUAAAAAAAUAAGUUUGCCAUUUAAAAUUGUUGGGUUUAGCUGAAAGUAGGCAUAUAUGGUUCCACUUGUUAAAAAAAUUCCUUUGAAGCAUUACAAUGAACAAUUUUUUUCUCACUUUGUUAUUCUUUUAUCACUUUUUAAAUGUAUUUUUUUUUAAAAUAAACACCACCUUGCAGAAUUUAA
Molecule: messenger RNA, 8809 nt
Organism: Saimiri boliviensis boliviensis (Bolivian squirrel monkey)
Lineage: Eukaryota; Metazoa; Chordata; Mammalia; Primates; Cebidae
Gene: ERBB4
Product: erb-b2 receptor tyrosine kinase 4
Biological process (GO): negative regulation of apoptotic process; protein phosphorylation; positive regulation of cell population proliferation
Cellular component (GO): basal plasma membrane; plasma membrane; signaling receptor complex
Molecular function (GO): epidermal growth factor receptor binding; transmembrane receptor protein tyrosine kinase activity; ATP binding
Source: RefSeq, a predicted model, not a curated record